AUGUGUUCUACCAGCUGUCCCACUCACCCCACUCAGGCGGGCAGGAGGGCGUAUGUGUUCUACCAGCCAAUAUGUCCCACUCACCCCUCUCACCCCACUCACCCCACUCACCCCACUCAGGCGGGCAGGAGGGCGUAUGUGUUCUACCAGCCAAUAUGUCCCACUCACCCCUCUCACCCCACUCACCCCACUCACCCCACUCAGGCGGGCAGGAGGGCGUAUGUGUUCUACCAGCCAAUAUGUCCCACUCACCCCUCUCACCCCACUCACCCCACUCACCCCACUCAGGCGGGCAGGAGGGCGUAUGUGUUCUACCAGCCAAUAUGUCCCACUCACCCCUCUCACCCCACUCACCCCACUCACCCCACUCAGGCGGGCAGGAGGGCGUAUGUGUUCUACCAGCCAAUAUGUCCCACUCACCCCUCUCACCCCACUCACCCCACUCAGGCGGGCAGGAGGGCGUAUGUGUUCUACCAGCCAAUAUGUCCCACUCACCCCUCUCACCCCACUCACCCCACUCAGGCGGGCAGGAGGGCGUAUGUGUUCUACCAGCCAAUAUGUCCCACUCACCCCUCUCACCCCACUCACCCCUCUCACCCCACUCACCCCUCUCACCCCACUCAGGCGGGCAGGAGGGCGUAUGUGUUCUACCAGCCAAUAUGUCCCACUCACCCCACUCACCCCUCUCACCCCUCUCACCCCACUCAGGCGGGCAGGAAGGCGUACGUGUUCUACCAGCGCGCAGGCGUGUCGCGCGUCGUGGCGGCCGCCCUCCACAACACUGUGCUGCUCGGCAGGGUCGUCAGAGCGUUUUACCUGCCGCCCGAGCAGCUGCGGCCCUCCAUGUUCCUGAAGAAGAUCGAGAGGCCGACGCAGCGCCAGAAACUUGAUAAAGACGCGCACAAUAUUCAAGAUGGCGGGAACUUAAGUAGAUGUUAAUGUGAACAAUU
This is a messenger RNA of Hyalella azteca, 950 nucleotides long. Its product is annotated as sporozoite surface protein 2-like. The record is from RefSeq and is a predicted model, not a curated record. The coding region runs from base 1 to 939 and encodes 312 amino acids. NCBI's taxonomy places the organism in Eukaryota, Metazoa, Arthropoda, Malacostraca, Amphipoda, Hyalellidae. The transcript has 2 exons.